UGAUUGUCAUUUUCUCCCCCUUCCACCAUUCUAUGUCAUGGUAUUGAGUGUUAGCCUGCCUUGACGAACCUCGCAUCAACCGGUCGAAAGCAGCUCAUGGGAGCGAUUCGGUUCCGACCAUUGAAUUGAACGUCGAGAUCACUACCUCUACAGUUUGAGUAGUGCGAGAGCGGUGCCGCCCGCUUCCGCCUGCACCUACUCCGAUCCUACCAACAUCAGCACCCCGCUCUGAGCUUGUGGUCGCAACUUUGCGACACAAAACGAUUCGUGCGAUGGCUGAGGAAGUAGAGGCAUUGGUCCUCGCACAAUUUAGAGAAAUUGUUGAGAAAGGCAAGGCUGCUAUUGAGAAUGUCGAAAGCGCAGGCAGCGAGGCGCCCGCACCAAUGCUCAAGGCAGCACAAAGUCUGGUUGAUUGGGGCGAAAAGGCAUUGAAGAAAAUUGAGCCUGUGUCAACAGCUAACUAUGAAGAAUAUGGGAGCCACUUCGUCAAUGCGCUCAAGGAGAACGAUGAAAUCGCGCAAUUUCGCUCGCAACUUGAAGAGUUGUUAUGGGAUUUUGAUGAAUACAUUGAGGUAAAGCAGUUCGAUGCCGACAAGUUCAGCGAGCUCCAAAAAGUUUCAAAGACCGCUGCUCUGAAGAUAGUAGAUAUCUUGAGGCGCAUGAUGAAGCUUGUUCCUCCGGUACCAAUACUACAUUCUCAUGCUCAAUCAGAAGCAGGGCCGUCGAUGAAUGGGAGUGUAAGCGGUGCGAUAACCGCAGAAGCUGGCCUUGAUAAUUCACUUCCCAAUAAUACAGAAGCACUGAGAUCCUCCCGACCCGCCAGUGAUAUUGAUAGGACAAGCUGGCGUCGUUCAGGACCUUCCGAGCCACCCUCUGGGCCACCACCAGCACCGCCUUCAAUCAAUCCAUGGCAAGUUGGAAAGUUACCAACUAGCCCAGUCGCAAAUCCUGAAGAGUGGGAGGGGUACGAGCGAAGGCCUCCAGUUGCACCUGAUUCACCGACCAUUCCCCAAACGCAACUAGUCAGCCCAACCAAAAGCCAGAUAGAUGAUCUACGGUCUCGCGAAGUAGAUGAGGAUGGCAUACGCGAUGAGCAUGAACAACAAUUGCGAGCAGCUUCGCGGAGUGAGGGGUCCUUGUCACCCCUGCAGACGAAUAGAUGGACCACUUCGACCCAGGGCUCAACCGACUCGGCGCGGUCACCUCAUAUGCGCUCUCACGCUGGCUUCGGUCGCAACUAUGAAACCUUCGCACCAUCUCAGGGAUAUGGGAUUGCUAUUAGUCGAGCUCCAUCGGGAACAUCAGCGACGGGAAACCUAUCGCCAAGACCAGACAUCAGACCAGGAAGCCGUGCCGCCAGUAGCCUUGGCCGAGAUCAGGAUAAUAACAUUACGGUCCAAUCCAGCUACCCCCCAAGAACAACGUCAGUGACAAAUCAGAACUCUUCUUCUUAUGUUCUCUCGUCACGUAGGCCGUCGACUGAAUCUAUUAAUAGUUCUGUCUUCGACGUCGUUGAAUCAUUAAGCCCAACAGACACCGGUGCUUCUAGGGCGAAUCGGCCAUCAGUUCAAUCACCAACAGCGCCGUAUCAAGCCGCAGGUUUUCCACCGCCGAGAUAUCCAGGACCUCCACCUCUAUAUCAAAGUCCAGUACCGGCUAGGCGUGCCUCAGGAAUGACGAUCCAAAGUCAAUCUUCAGGUGGUCGUACAGCACAUCCAGCUAUGAGCCCAAGGGGGCUGGACGAAGGACUAAUUCCCGUGGACAUGGAAUCCUCUCUGAAUGAAGCUCCCAUCCGGGUUCGAGAACCCGAUUGCGCAAUUACUCCCGCUAGCUCUUUUUACAAACAGAAAGGGCUCUGCAAAGGCGCGGAAGAAGCGCAACGCGGCCAACUGGGGUUCAAGAGAAUCAAGAGACCUGUUGGUGGAUUUUCCACUGCGAUAGUUGCUAAGUGCACUCAUUGUCUUUUUGAACUCGACUUCAAAUCUGUGGAACAAGAUUUGAACAACGAGUCUUCCGGAAGCUUCACGUCAAAUACUAUCGGAUUUCGCCUAAGAAUCCUCCAGAAAAGUCAUCUGCCGAUCCGCGUGAUAGACGAGCAGCUAUAUAGCUGUUUGUUUUGCAUUCAGUUGGGCCACACCUUGGAAGAAAGCGACGCGACGGUUUUUUUCAACCAGAAGCAGCUGUUUGCGCACCUGGCUCGACACCCCCGACCUCUACCAAGGAUACCCGGAGUCACGGUCAUCGAAGACCCCGAACUGCCACCACACCUCAAAGAUAACUUUGACCUUCACUUCCCCCACCCACCCACCGAAUCCGUCAUGGUUGGCAUCACCAGAGAGGUUGCCAGACUCCCUACGGCCGUGGCAACUGACACGAGGAAGAUAUCGCAAGGGGUCAUGCGACUUCCCCCAGACCGUCAAGCUGCUUUGCAUUUCUGUAUUGGUGCCAAAAUUGUCGGCAUCGAGUUCCCAAUCAAGUACGAAGGAAAGUGGGCCAUUGGCUGGCAUGAUGGUGUGCGCGCAGUAUUUGAGGCGGAUGCUGUGCAGCUCCAGGCACCGCCCAAUUCGGAGGUGAAGAUGCAAGGUACAAGCAGUAUUCAGGCCGUGGCGAGGUGGAAAUGGAAUCAGAAAGGUGACGAUCGAUGGCUCAAAUUUGAUAAGGGAGAUAUCAUCAAGAAUAUCUCAUGGGCCUACGCCGAUCAUUGGUGCUGGUCCGGCACAACGUCGAAAGGAAGCGGCUUAUUCCCGCAAUCACACCUUGACCCCAACUCGAUCAAGACGAGCGACUCUGAGGAUGGGGGUAGUGUGGCAAGCUGGGAGAAGAAGAACCCGCUGAAAUUCUCCCUCCGUGGUAAGAAGGAGAGCCGGAAAGCAGGCUCCUUCUCUUCGCAAGAGGGGUGGAAAUCGAAUAUCUACUAGCGACGCCUCCUUUUUCCGCAAAAGUGGUGAUCUAAGGAGGAAUCUUUAGACGAACGGGAGCUAUGAUGAGUCCUAUCUGACGAAUGAUGAUUUCAUGGGAUGACAUUUGGGUAGUGACGAUGAUCGCUUCUGAAUACUGGCGACGAGGAUGAAGAGACGAGGAUACGGAUAACAACUUCCUUCCUUGCUUUUCUUGUUAUCAGGGUUUAUUUUCCUUUCUUUCUGUAUAUCUUCUGGUUAUUGCGACUAUACCCUUUCCGUUUUACCCUCCUAGUCAAAUCUUCUUCGUGUAUAUAUGUACUGUACGUGGCUUUUGUACUCUAUUGGCGAUCUCACUUUGUCAAAACUAUCAAAACCAUAUACUAUAGAGGGAGGUAGACUCUAGAAUGGCUUCGCGGAAAUAAGACUGCAUACCUUGCAUCAGUUUACUUGUGGAGAUUCGCUUUGAUCUUGAAGCGAGUGCUACUUCGCUUUUGAUGAUUGUUGUGCUUAGCAUCCUGGCGAUAAAGUGAGAAUUUGCGAUGUGCAGGUGAGGUGUGUUCAGGAUGUCAAGAAGUAAGCACGGGAAGACACAGUCAAGCGUUAUAUGAAUACUGCUUUAAAAAGGUGAAAUUAGUUAGCCUUUGCGGUACAUGGUUAGUUGCCAGUUAAGAUGAUU
Xylaria bambusicola is the source of this 3576-nucleotide messenger RNA. RefSeq lists its product as uncharacterized. Gene Ontology annotation, molecular function: protein binding. Bases 273 to 2918 code for a protein of 881 amino acids. The record is from RefSeq and is a predicted model, not a curated record. The transcript has 6 exons. NCBI's taxonomy places the organism in Eukaryota, Fungi, Ascomycota, Sordariomycetes, Xylariales, Xylariaceae.